UUCGAUACACGGAUAAGCUUUUAAUAAUUUAGAUUUAGAAAUUCUAAAAUGAUCCAUGAUUUUCAUCUUUUUCAUUUGAAAUUUCAAAUCUAUUAAUAUUCAUUUUAUUGUAUUUUUUAAAAUUCUAUUCAAUUGAACAAUGGACCCAAAUGUCGUGGCCAAAUUGAUGAAAGAUGAUUUUGAUACACCCGAUCCUGAUGAAGAUUUUGAUGAUGCUGAUUUGGAAAAUGAACUUGCAGGUAUUAUGGGUGGAAAAUCUUCAUCCAAAACCAGUAUGCCUCAAUCUAAGAAACCUGUAGCAAAAAAACCGGCCAUCAAACCUGGAAAGCCACAGCCUCGUCAGAAUCCCGAUGCUGAAGAAGAUGAAAUGGCUGCUUUCGAUAUGGAUAAUAUUCAAAACUUGUUGAAAAAUAUCGAUGCCGUUGAUGAUGAUGAAGAUGACGAAGAAAUUGAUGAAAAUGAUCCUGCUUUAUUGUCCGAAUUGACUAAUGUAUUAGAAAAUCCUUUGCCUGGGCCAAGAAAAAAGACUCGAAGUCCAAAACCACCGAGUCCAGCCAUGCAACAAGAAAUAUUAACUAAAGCAAUGGAACCCCGAACCUGAGCCCGUCAACCAUCACCAAAAGAACAAAACAUAACGAAAGUAAAAAAUCUUCAAAUCGAAUACAAACGAGCAGCAUUGAAAGCUAAAACUACUGGUGAUAAAAAUGCAGCCUUAACUUAUCUGAGAGUUUCAAAGCAAUUAGAUGGCAUGUUGAAUUCAUUGAAUGCCGAUGAAAAUGUCGAUAUGACGCAAUUACCACCUCUUCCAAAAGAUUUGCCUAUUCCAACUCCACAACCGGAUCCGACUGCCGCUGCUGCCAAUGUUGAAGUGCCUGCAGAAUUUCAGCUAAACGCUGAUGAUGCUUCUAAAUUAUUCAAUGCACCAACUUCUGCUGGUUCAGUAAUGGAAGCAUUGGAACAACGUUUGAAAAAAUUCAAAUCGACAAAAGAACAAGCCGAUGCCGAAGGUAAUGGCAAUAAAUCUAGACGUCUUGGUCGAAUUAUAACACAGAUCCAGAAAGCAAUGAAAGAUUAUAAAGCUGGAAAGCCUGUAAAUUUUGAUGAGUUACCAUGUCCACCAGGAUUUCCACCGAUUCCUGUUGAAAAUAAAUCGGCGCCACCAUCUAUUCCAAAACCUGUUCCGCCACCUGUUGUUCCACAUAGACCAGCACCAAUGAUACCUGUAAAACAAUCAGAACCUAUACCAGGACCAGCUCAAGAACGACAGCCGGCUAGUGGUAUUCAAGGAGAAGGCGGAGAAGCGGAAAUUCCACCAGAAUUUCAAUUAAAUGCUGAUGAUGCAUCCAAAUUAUUCAAUGCCCCUAAAUCAGCCGGAUCUGUGAUGGAAGCACUUGAACAACGAUUGGCCAAAUUCAAAGCAACUAAAGAACAAGCUUUAGCCGAUAAUAAUGCAAAUAAAGCAAGACGACUAGGUCGAAUCGUUACACAAAUGGAAAAAGCAAUCAAAGAUUAUAAAGCCGGAAAACCAGUCGAUUUCGAUGAAUUGCCUUGUCCGCCAGGAUUUCCACCUAUCCCUGUGGAGAAUAAAGCUGCUACUGUUGCACCAAAACCAAAACAACCAGCCCAGAAACCUCGACCACCAUUGAAAAAACAAAUGUCGACAACCGCUUCUAAACAAUUGAAUUAUCUUCUGGAACGACAAAAGUUGUUCAGAGAAGCGGCAAUUGAGGCGAAAAAACGUGGUGAAAUUGAACAAGCAAAAGAAUAUUUGCGUAGUUCUAAAGGAUUUGAUGCAUUGAUUGAGGCAACUAGAAGUGGUUUACCGAUUGAUGCUGCAUCUAUACCGAUACCGCCACAAUUGAAUGAGGAUUUUGUGGUUGUUAGUAAACCAACCGAUGAUGAUGCCAUUCCACGGUCCGUAUUUGAUAUUGAUCGCGAUGAAUUGUAUGAUAAAAUUGCUCAAGAACUUAAGCAACAGAUUGAGAUGUGCAUUCGUAAUCGUGAAUAUUUUCUUAAAAUGGGUGACAUUCCUUCAUCCAGUAAAUUCGAAAAAUAUGCAGCUGACAGUAAAAAAGAUUUACAUAUGUUAAUGAUUCGAAGGAAUAAUGGUGAUCCAAUACCAUCGUAUCGGGUAGAGGAACGUACAUUUUCUAUUGUCGUAGCCAAUUUAGAUGUACCAUUAAAUGAAUUACAUGUAGAAGUUAUACGUGCAUUUGAUUUUUCAGGCACGCCCACUAUCGAUACUUAUGUACGAGCAGAUUUUCCAUUUCCAUCGGAAAAUCCUCAAUGGAAACGGACGAAAACAUUUCACGACAGUCUAACUCCAGAAUACAAUGAUACAUUAUUUUUCGAGAUUGAUCGAAAAUCACGUUCAUUACCGAGAAUUUUGAAACGACAUCCAUUAAAACUAACAGUUUAUGCUAAAGGUGGUUUUCUACGGAACGAUAAUCUUAUUGGCACUGUAUUGGUGAAACUGAAUGAUUUGGAAACCAAAUGUACUAUACAUGAAUGUUCAUCAUGGACACAAGGACGUAAAGUGAUUAAUGGACGUUUAGAGGUAAAAGUGAAAAUUCGUGAACCACUAUUAGCAAAACAAAUUGAAGAGAUCAAAGAAAAAUGGAUUGUAUUCUCGUAAUGUUUCAUUUUGUUUUUCAUACUACAAUGCUGUUAUUUUUAUUGUUCUUUAUUAUCGAAUUCAUAUUGGAAUUUUAUCAGCUAAAUUUUGUUCAGCAUGAUAAUAAUGAACAUGAUGAAUAGAUUUUCAUAAAUU
Molecule: messenger RNA, 2770 nt
Organism: Dermatophagoides farinae (American house dust mite)
Lineage: Eukaryota; Metazoa; Arthropoda; Arachnida; Sarcoptiformes; Pyroglyphidae
Gene: l(2)gd1
Product: lethal (2) giant discs 1
Molecular function (GO): DNA-binding transcription repressor activity, RNA polymerase II-specific
Source: RefSeq, a predicted model, not a curated record